AUGGACAUCGGCGGCCUGGAGACGGUGGUCGCCAACUCCGCUUAUGUGUCAGCCCGCGGGGGUCCGGGGGCUCCGAGCCGGGAUCGGCGGCAGCGCCUGCGGCUGCCCCACAUCAGCCAGUGCGAGGCGCUGCGAGCGCGCCUGGCCGGGGGAGGAGGAGGAGGAGGAGGAGGAAGGCAGGAGGAGGAGGAGGAGGACAGGUCGUUCGCGUGGCAGUGCGUGGAGCAGCCCAUCGGGCAGCGGCUGUUCCGGAGGUUCCUGGCCCGGACCCCGGAGCUGGCGGCGGCUGCGGAGCUGUGGGAUGAGCUGGAUGCGCUGGGGCGCUGCGAUGGAGCCGAGCGGGACGAGGCGGAGCGGAGGGUGCGGAGCCGCUUCAUGGCCCCGGGAGCGGAGCAGCGCUGCGGGUUCCUCAGCGAGCAGGCGCGAGGGCUCCCUUACCCGUGUGCCCUUGCAGAUGACUUCUCCCUGGCGCGUGCCGAGCUGCUGGGCCACCUGGAGGCCGUGGCGUGGGGCCCGUACCGCUCGGCGCCGGAGUUCGGGCGCUUCGCGCAGUUCAAGUGGCUGGAGCGGCAGCCCGUGGGCGCCGAGGCCUUCGCCGAGCUGCGGGUGCUGGGCCGCGGCGGCUUCGGCGAGGUGUGCGCGUGCCAGCGCCGCGCCACCGGCAUGCUCUACGCCAACAAGCGCCUCAACAAGAAGCGCCUCAAGAAGAGACAGGGCUACGAGGCCGCCCUGGUGGAGAAGCGGAUCCUGGCGCGGGUGCACAGCCCGUUCAUCGUGGCGCUGGCCUGCGCCUUCCAGACCAAGAGCGACCUCUGCCUCGUCAUGACCAUCAUGAACGGCGGCGACCUGCGGUACCACAUCUACAACGUGGACGAGCAGAACCCCGGCUUCCCCGAGCCCAGGGCUGUGUUCUACACGGCACAGAUCCUGCUGGGCCUGGAGCACCUGCACCAGCACCGCAUCGUCUACCGAGACCUCAAGCCCGAGAACGUCCUGCUGGACGACGCUG
Molecule: messenger RNA, 1009 nt
Organism: Colius striatus (speckled mousebird)
Lineage: Eukaryota; Metazoa; Chordata; Aves; Coliiformes; Coliidae
Product: rhodopsin kinase GRK1-like
Exons: 4
Biological process (GO): regulation of signal transduction; protein phosphorylation; signal transduction
Cellular component (GO): cytoplasm
Molecular function (GO): ATP binding; G protein-coupled receptor kinase activity
Source: RefSeq, a predicted model, not a curated record